AUACCUAGCAGUGACUCAAGGGGAUAUGAACCUGAACUGACGGAACACGGUAUCAGAACGAUUAAAGCACUUAAGCAUAUUGUACUUACAUAGGCCUUAUUGUUGCCGCUAAACAAUGUACUUACACAUAGAGAUUAAGGACCGGACCUGAGGAGAAUGUGUUGUAGAUGUUUGAUGUAACUGGUGAUACCUAUUUUAACUGACAGUCUUCAUACCUGUAGUUACCUGGACUAUCGUACACUUAUAAACAUGGGGGAGGACUUUCGUAAACAAACUAAGUUCCAACUAUCUGGAUUACCGGAUGCUGUGAAGAUGAACCAGCUCCAGAACUUGAUACACGAUGCACUGAUCUCCACGGAUCAUGUCCAGCAUUGUGCCAUCGUCCGGCGAAAGGACUGCAAUGUCCGUGCUAGUUCUGUCGGCUUCAACUUAUAUCCGGACCAGGUCCAGAUGCUCCUGGAUGCCUUUAAGAACCCGCCCCAGACACGCGAGGAAGGAGUGUAUUUUGAUGACAGGCAGUAUAGAUGUGUGAGAGCAGAUAAAAGCUCUAUUUAUGGCAAAUGUGAGAAGAAGGGACUGAUACUGGUAAAGACCAUGUCAAUGCUCGUGGUGGCGACGUACACAGAGAGCAUGUACCCUAGUGUGUGUGUGGAGGCUGUAGAGAAACUUGCUGAUUAUUUCAAAGAAAAAGGGAAAUAGUUUACAAAUCUUUGUAAGAAUUUGUCUGCUGUCCUGUGGAUGACUGAAGCCAACAGAAUUGUUCACACUGCCAAACUGUACCAGAUCAGUGACUGAGGCUGAGAGACAUGGCUGUCUACACCUGAGUGUGUAGAAUCUCAGUAUACCUUGUGGAGGACAUCCACAGAAGAUUUAUUGUUUAACGAGACAUUAGUGAAACACAUGUUUUAAUAUAGAUGAUGGCAAGUAAAUUUGAAUAAUAAGUUAUUUGAAAUAAUUUUUGCUCCAGUUUUUGGUUCUGUAUAUUUUGUAUCCAUAGUAACAUUGACAGGAAUUCAGGAUUAAUUUUGUUGUUUUAGUUCUUUAAAGUACUUGGAGAGUUUAUAGAUGUCAGUACCUAUAAUUAUCAUAGCAUUACAUGUACUGUCAAUAUAAAGUUUAUCUUGCCUCAGUGACUCAAGUAUCAAAUGAAUAUUAUCAAAUUUAGAAUUCUCUUAAUACGGGAAGGAAAUCGUAUGUAUUAACCAAGGUAUGGAGAUUAAGUCAGUUGUUGAUAUUUAUUAUUCUACUUUAUUUUUUGUAUGCAAGUUGUGUGAUGAGGUAGAAAAGCAUGUUAAUGUUGAGGAUUACAUGAUGAAAUUAUCUGUGUCAAUAUUGUGUAUUCACUGUUUAAGACAUUGUUUCUUAUGUGUGUUGGAUUAAGUAUCGCAUCCGUGUGUAUUUAAAUUUAGUUUUAUUCCAAGGGACUUCCCGAACAAAUAUUAUCAUAUCAUAUAUUUUAAAGUUUGAAUUGUUUCAGAUAUAUUUUUAUACAAACAUAUAAAAGAUACUGCUUAUAUGAUUAUAACUAAUAUGUGAACAGUUUGUAUGUAAAAGAGAUUUUAACAUUGAUGUCAACUGUGGAAAAGAAGUGAAUUGCUAAUAUCUGUCUGAAAGACUGGAGUCAAAAGUUGAUAUUUGAGAUUUGAAGCCAGCCUGAAAAGUUGUCGUUAUAAUUUACAACUAUUCUACAAAUCUUACCUUGAAAAUGUAGACUUUUGACUUUUUUCAUUAAACUUUUAUUGAAUAAAUCUGUAGCAACUCUAAUUGUACCAUAGUGAUUAGAAACUAAUAUUCACAUAAAAACAAUGUAUACAUCAAGUGUCAUAACCUUUAUAUCUAAUUGAAUGAUUUAGUACAUAUACAGAUGUCCGUCCAAAUAGAAUUUUGUUGUGAUAAAACUUUCAUAGCUAUGUAUGCUGUAUUAAUGUGCCAUAUAUAAAUACAUGUACAGUAUACUCCUUCCAGAAGGUACUAACUUGUGUUUUCUUGUUAACCAAAUCUUGUGUAUCAUAUUCAUUUAAAGCAAAUGGGCCCAGAAUUGUUAGAGUUAUGCCCCUUUAAGUACAAUGAUCACAACCAGUACCUCACUCUGUCAACAGGUCUUUUUGUUGAAAUUAUAAUCCUAUAUACACCCAAGGUGGUCGACCAUAUGGAAACUUAAAAUUCUGUAACUUUUUGGAGACUUGUGAUAUACCUAAGUCUAUUCCCAUUCAUACUUACCAACCUAAUGAAAAUAUUUCAUUACAUUGAAUAUGCUAUUCAGGGUUUGAGAAGGUGCCACCUUCCUAUGUCACUGAAGGUAGGAAUUGUCAGAUUUCUGGCUUUGUGAAUGUCUUAUAGUAAUAACUAGCUCUAGUAUAAAUGUACAUAAAUCUACUUGAUGCACAUAUUUGAAAUGUAUUCCUGCUAUUUUUGUAAAUGUGAUUGUUAUUGCAUUUAAAUAUAAUAUUUUGUGAUAUUCAUGAAAUAAAUUACUUAAAACCCACGU
This is a messenger RNA of Pecten maximus, 2488 nucleotides long. Its product is annotated as profilin-4-like. Gene Ontology annotation, cellular component: cell cortex. Bases 250 to 699 code for a protein of 149 amino acids. Lineage: Eukaryota; Metazoa; Mollusca; Bivalvia; Pectinida; Pectinidae. Gene Ontology annotation, molecular function: actin monomer binding. The record is from RefSeq and is a predicted model, not a curated record. The transcript is spliced from 5 exons.